Messenger RNA from Rhizophagus irregularis DAOM 181602=DAOM 197198, 840 nucleotides. RefSeq lists its product as uncharacterized. NCBI's taxonomy places the organism in Eukaryota, Fungi, Glomeromycota, Glomeromycetes, Glomerales, Glomeraceae. The record is from RefSeq and is a predicted model, not a curated record.
AUGCAUCAACUCAAGCCAGCUUUUUUUAAUAAUAAUUCAACAGUAAAACUACCACCAGGUCAUACUAAACCUCCUUUGCUUCAAAUAAUUUCCCUGGAUCACUAUGUUCCAGACGAAUUACAUAUAAUGUUGAGAAUAUGGGGUCGGUUAUGGGAUUUAGCAAUUCAAGAACUCAAAAUAAAAAAUCAAUUUAAUGAAUUAACAAGAACAAAAAUAAUUGCAGAAAUGAAUAGAAUUAAAAUCUCAUUUGGUUUCUGGCAGGAACAGGGAACACAAAACUGGUCCUAUACUUCGCUAAUAGGAGGUAACAAAGAAAUUGUAUUAAAAAAUUUCAAUUUUGAAGUUGUUUUUAAUGAGGAGCGUGCAUUUUUGAUUAAUCGUUUAUGGCGAGAUUUUUAUCAACUCUAUAUUAAUAUGAAAUCUAAUGAGACCAAUCCGUCUCAAUUUGCAAAUCAAACAAAGGAAUGGUUGAAUUUAUUUCUUACUCCUUCCCAAGGAGAGCCUAAUACUAUUAACUUUAAGAUAGGUUUAUAUCGUCCAAAAGAUGUAACGUCGUAUAUGCAUGUUUUAGUCAAUCAUUUACCCGAAUUUAUGGAACGGCAUCAGAGAUUUGGAUUAGAUGUUUUUUCUUGUAGUCCAGUGAAGAAGAAAAAUCAUGAUCAAGUUUCUGCAUUUUUUCGAAAAACAAUGAAAGAUGGUGGAAAAGAUAUGGAAAGAAAGUCAGCCAUUUUCGAAAUUUUACAUUAUGAAAAUAGAUCAUUGUAUUUUACUCAAAAGGGUACCAUAGAUAAAUACCCCAAACCACAACAUAUUCAUGUUAAAAAAAAAUUAAAAAAUUAA